UAUGUCUGACAUGCCUGGAGACAAUGCAGAAAUCCUUGUCGAUAUGAUGGCAAGAUCUGCUGUAGUAAACAUAUUCAGAUGUUUAUAUAAGGAUUUCAUUCCUAAAUGUAUAAAAGACUCAAAUGAUUUCUCCGCAACUAUAUACCAAUCACUUAGUGAUUUGGUAGAUGAUGCUAACGCAUGGUUACGUACUGAAAACAUGUAUAGGGUAACGGGUUGCGAAAGUAUUGGAGCAACUCUGCCAAAUGCAUCAUACAAUAUUGGAACAACAGUUAAUCCAGACUACUGUAAACUUCUCGUUCAAGGUGACGAAGAUAAAAAGAAGUAUCCAACCUGUAAAAUAGUUAAUUGUUUACGCAUCUACUAUCGAUUCAAGGAUGAAAAUGAAUCGGAAAUACCAAGUCAAAUAGGAUAUUAUAACUUAGUUCCAAAGUUAAAGCUAUCUUUAUUAUGGUCGAACAAAACACCGGAGAAUAUAACUGAAGCUAUAAAACGAUUUAAUACAACUUCGAAAAGUGAACUGAUUCCAGGAAAAAUUCUAAAUAUGGAAACCCAAGUUGCCUACAUAGAUACUAUCGAUACAAACUAUGAUGGCGUAGCAUUUGAGGAAAGUGAAAAAAGUAAAUUUCGUCCAAAGAAUAGCUUUAUAAGGAUAUUUUACGAAAAUGUUGAAUGUCCAAAAGAGCAAAUUGGAUGUAAAGAUUUUGUACCGAAACGAAUUAAAAAUGAUUUUUUAUUUGGAAAUCACAUUUACGAGAACUUUUCACAAACUAUGGAAAAAGUAUCGAAAUGGGUUAGUUCGCAAUUGAAUAUACGUGUGAUAAACGUACAAACGCUUUUCGUUGAAUAUGAUAAAGUUGGAAGUACUGAUAUAAAUGAUAAUACGCAAAAUAUCCAAUCAAAAUAUUGUACACUUUUUUAUGUUCAAGUAAUUAGAGUCUAUUAUACUACUCUAACGACGCCUCUUGAAACGCCAAUAUCUCUGACUUAUAGAGUGUUCAUACCUUGCUGUGUAAAAAAAUCAUUGGAUAUGGAUGAAUACGAACGUUUUGAAACGUUGUAUAACAGAGAAAUUUUACCAUUUAUUCGCUAUAAUUUGGCCGUUGGUAUAAUAAAUAUAGAAAUGGUACCAAUCUACAUAUCUUCUUCUGAAGAUGGUGAAACCAUGUCUUCUAAAAAUAGGAAAAGUUUAACAUUAGUGAAAUACGUUAGAAUAUAUUUUGACGGUCGAAUUCAAGAACCUCCAAUUGGCUAUUAUGAAAUACCAACUCCCCUACCACCAACUCCCCUACCACCAACUCCCUCACCAUCACCUCCACCGCUAUCAACUACCCCAUCACAAGCUCCACCACCAUCAACUCCAUUACAAACUCUGCCAACAACGUCACCAUCCCCUAAGCCAGCAUUACCAAAAUCUACAGUAUCUAAAACAUGCGUAAUUACAUAAUUAAUUCUUUAUCCUUUUCUUUUCAUCUUCAUUUUGUUUGUAAACUCUUUAUGAAUGUAUUCAAUUAAUACAAUAUGAUUUAAUUAAAUGCAUCUUCUGCUCUAUUUGUUUGCAACUAUAAAGCUAACUUAUCUCUAUUAUUAGUCCUAUUAAAUAACAUUUAGAGAAAAUUCUGAAUAAGAAAUAAUAGGAAAAACCUAUGGUAUGAUAUAGUUGGUGGAGAAGUGAACAUAUUACAUUUAGACUAUGAGAGUCUGCAAUAAGAGUACUUGACUCUUCUAUUGUCUUUUUGAAGAAACAUCAAAAAUAAGAUUAACGCUUAUUGAUCAAUUGUAAUAGAUCAAAGGAGAUAAAGGAUAUUUUAUCUUAAUAUUAACUUAAGUGUAAAUGUCAUAAAUUAUGACAGAUAACGUAAAAG
Messenger RNA from Dimorphilus gyrociliatus, 1865 nucleotides. Lineage: Eukaryota; Metazoa; Annelida; Polychaeta; Dinophilidae. The record is from the annotation of a GenBank genome assembly.